GGUGAGGAGGCAGUCAGUGUCCCUUUGGGCGGGUGUUGUGCUGGCUCUGUCAGCCGAGCAUGGCCCCGGCUGCAGGACAACCCCGCUGGCGCCGCCGUCCUGCCGGGGCCGGAGUUGGGGGGAUGUCCUUGGCCUUCCCUGUGGGCCGGAGGCAAAUCCCCUCCCUGUCCUUCUUGCUUCCUGCCCCAGGCCCCGAGCUGAGGACGGAGAGCCCGGAGGACAAAUCCCCCCGGCAGAGCCUGGUGGGAGAGGCCGUUUUGAAGGGCUCCCCGGCGCAGGAAGGCAGCGGGGAGGGAAAGGGCCGGAGAUCCCCCCGCAGGAGGGGCUCCAAAGCCAGCCCAGGGUGCUCUGAGGAGGAAAGAGCCAGCCUGUGCCGGGAAGGCGGCCAGAGCUUGAGUGGGAGCUCUGAGCUGGUGGUGCCUGAGCAGCCUCCCAGCAGGGAGAAGCCCUUCAGGUGCUUGGAAUGUGGGAAGAGCUUCAAGGCCAGCACCCACCUCCUCAUCCACAAACACAUCCACACUGGGGAACGGCCCUACACAUGUGGGGAAUGUGGGAAGAGCUUCAACUGCAGCUCCCACCUGAUCCGACACAAGCGCAUCCACACUGGGGAACGGCCCUACACGUGUGGGGAAUGUGGGAAGAGAUUCAGGGACAGCUCCACCCUCCUCACCCACCAGCACAUCCACACCGGGGAACGGCUGUACACGUGUGGGGAAUGUGGGAAGAGCUUCAGGGAGAACUUCAUUCUGAUCCGACACCAGCGCAUCCACACCGGAGAACAGCCCUACAUGUGUCAGAAAUGUGGGAAGAGCUUCAACUGCAGGUCCAACCUCAUCAACCACCAGCGCAUCCACACUGGGGAACAACCCUACAAAUGCUUGGAAUGUGGGAAGAGCUUCAAGCAGAACUCCCACCUGAUCCGACACCAUCUCAUCCACACCGGGGAACGGCCCUACAAGUGCUUGGAGUGUGGGAAGAGGUUUCCGACCAGCUCACAUCUCCUCAGGCAUGAGCAGACACACACGGAUGAGAGGCCCUUCCGCUGCAGCGACUGCGGGAAGGGCUUCAAGGAGAACUCCCACCUCAUCACCCACCGGCGCAUCCACAGCGGGGAGAGGCCCUACAAGUGUGGGGAGUGUGGGAAGAGCUUCACCCGGAGCGGUAACUUGACCACACACCAACGGACCCACCGGUAAGAGAAGCCCUCGAGUGCCCCGACUGCAGGAAGAACUUUCACCACUGCUUCCACCCCAAAUGAACCCCCUGAUGGGGAGGCAACCCCUGGAGUCCAGUGACUGUCAGUCCAUCCCUUUUGACCACAAAGGGCCAGUCCCCUUUCCCAGGGGCAGCUUCUUCCAACAGAACCCUUCCUGGGGGGUGUGUGGAGAUUCCUGCCUUGGCUGGGGACCCCCCAAGGUCACUGCUGGAGGUUGAGAGCAGAGAUCUCCCCACGAGCGUUGGUCUGGGGGAGUUCCAUCCAUCUCUAAGAAUUCUUGCUUUUGUGCCAGCUUCAGUAGAAUUGCUUCAACAAUUGCUUUAGUGUAGAGCACUGCCCUAUCUUACCCUGUACUCCUGGUAGUUUUAGU
Messenger RNA from Pseudopipra pipra, 1586 nucleotides. RefSeq names its product zinc finger protein 239-like. Bases 60 to 1196 code for a protein of 378 amino acids. The transcript has a single exon. Lineage: Eukaryota; Metazoa; Chordata; Aves; Passeriformes; Pipridae. The record is from RefSeq and is a predicted model, not a curated record.